Molecule: messenger RNA, 955 nt
Organism: Schistocerca gregaria
Lineage: Eukaryota; Metazoa; Arthropoda; Insecta; Orthoptera; Acrididae
Exons: 5
Coding region: 58-864 (268 amino acids)
Source: RefSeq, a predicted model, not a curated record
UAAAACACCUCCCAACCCCCAAGGUAUUGCACUUGUACCGAGUCGUCCUCAGACAAUAUGGCUUCCAAGUUGGUGAUCGUCGUCGCAUUGGUUGUCGUAGCGCAGGUGUCUGCGUCUCCCUUGUUUUUUGACAUCGGAGAAAUCAUCAGUGAUAUCAAAGAUGGCGCGGAAGCAGUUGCGAACGAAAUCCAGCAAGGUAUUGAGAACGCCGUGAAUGGGAACAGCAACGGCGCUUCGACCAAUGCCACUACCUCUGACAACUCUACCGCUUCCUCAUCGGGUAAUGCGACCACCGAGGGCAACGCAGCUAGCUCUGACAGUUCCUCUUCAGGCAUUGAAAGCAUGAUUGAUGCGAUCACGAAUGCUAUGAACAACGCCGCAAGCGCUGCGAAGAACGUUGCAGACAACAUCUUCAACAGCGCAGAGGCAUUUAACGACGCCAUGGCUGCCAAAGUAAAAGAUGCUUUGAACUCUACGUCUACACAGCUGAACAAAAUUGAGUCGCUGGUGGAGGGCGCGUUCUCCGACGCGGCGUCCGACCUGGCCGACAAGGCGUCGAGCGCGGUGUCCGCCAUGGAGACGGCGGUGGCCGCCGUGGGCAACGCGACGCAGGACAACAUCGCGAGUGCCGAGCAGGCGAUGCAGCAGGCCGCCGCCGCCGUGCAGGCCCUCAACGAAGCCGCCGCCGACGCCUCCUCCGCCAAGGCGCAGAUGGUCGUCUCCUCCAUCGAGGAGGCCCUGAACUCCACCCAGGCGCUGUUCGACAGCGUCAAGUCCAAGCUGAGCAGCGACGCCUCAUCCAGUGCGUCCAGCGACUCGAGCGCUUCCAGUGUCUCCAGCAGCAACAGCACCGCCAGCUCGUGAGAAACUGGAGAGGAGGGCAGCGGCAGGCGACAACAGCCAGGAAUCUAUGUACAAUCUCUGGUGACGAAAUAAACGUGUGAGCAAAGCAUCA